AUGGCCGUUUUCUUUCGAAGUAACUGUUUCGACUUCGACCAGGAUCCAGAGAAGACUAUCGACUUCUUAUCGCGUCUCCCCAUGGAAAGUUUCAGAUAUGUUCGACAGAUACAAUUUCGAUUCGAUGAGACACGUGUCAAACACUGGAUUAAACUAGACUACAACAACCAAUGGCUCAAGUUAGUAGAAUAUCUCAAGAUUCAUCUCAAUAUUCCUCAAUCGUCAAUUAUUGUCGAGGCGGAAACGUAUGAUUUAGGUUCCGACCUGGACCGCUAUAACAAUUACUACAGGGAUUCAAACCCCAUUUAUGAUGUUUAUUGUGAUAUCACACGGUCUUUGCGCAAGCUUGGCGGAUUGGGCCAUAUUGAAUUUCGCCUAGGAUGGUUCGCUUAUCUUCAACCCUUCAUGUCGAGGGCAGUUGCUGGGGAGGGCUAUGAAGAUGUAUAUCCAGAACUUGAGCCUUUUGACGGUGACCGGUUUGAUAAGAUUCCUCACUGGUUCAAUAUGGAGGAUUUUACACGAGAUUCUAAAUUAAAGUUCAAUUUUCCCUAA
Messenger RNA from Glarea lozoyensis ATCC 20868, 552 nucleotides. RefSeq lists its product as uncharacterized. The record is from RefSeq and is a predicted model, not a curated record. NCBI's taxonomy places the organism in Eukaryota, Fungi, Ascomycota, Leotiomycetes, Helotiales, Helotiaceae. The transcript has a single exon. Bases 1 to 552 code for a protein of 183 amino acids.